This is a messenger RNA of Cinclus cinclus, 2722 nucleotides long. It is a transcript of the gene IL31RA, whose product is annotated as interleukin 31 receptor A. The transcript has 16 exons. The coding region runs from base 1 to 2676 and encodes 891 amino acids. Gene Ontology annotation, cellular component: external side of plasma membrane; signaling receptor complex. The record is from RefSeq and is a predicted model, not a curated record. Gene Ontology annotation, molecular function: cytokine binding; cytokine receptor activity. Lineage: Eukaryota; Metazoa; Chordata; Aves; Passeriformes; Cinclidae. Gene Ontology annotation, biological process: cytokine-mediated signaling pathway.
AUGUUCAGCAAUUUGAUUUGGAUGUUUGUCCUGCUCUGCAGCUCUGUAGAAGAUGAAAACUCUAUCAGAGAUGCUGACAUUUUUCCUUCAUCUCCUGUAAUUGAAAGAGGAUCCUCCCUGGAACUAUCCUGUGUUCUUAGAAAGAACUACAUGCCUCAGAGAAAUGCAAGCCACAUCAUUUGGAAACUGAAUGAUACAUUGAUUGCUCCAGAAAAAUAUAUCAUUGUGAAUGAGACUGUAUCUAAUAUAACCAUCCAUAAUUUCACUUACAGCACAGCUUAUGUAAAUUGUUCCAUGAAGUACUUGGACAAGGAACUACCUUUGGCUCACACAGAAGUUAAAUCUGGGUUUCGCCCAGACAUGCCAGAAAAUAUUUCCUGCAUUUAUUUCUAUGAUGCUAACCUUACCUGUACCUGGAAGGCAGGAAGAGAAACAAGUUUUAGAACAAACUAUACUCUUUACCGAAAACUGAUGCAUUCUCAAUAUUCAGUCAUAUCCUGCCAGAAUGCAACAGAGUCGUGUUCAUUUUUUACUCGAGACAAUGCUUAUAGUAAUGACUUUUGUUUUCAGGUGGAAGCUAAAAAUGUUUUGGGUGAAUCCUUAACAGAGUGUGUUCCUAUACCUUUGCAAAAAAUAGAGAAAUUUGCCCCUCCUGAAAUACUUUCAGUUAAACAAAUCCCUGGUAUAAAGCAGUUACUUACAGUAACCUGGAAAAUGCCGGAGAAGAUUAUCCCUUUAAAACCUGUAAUUUGCCAGGUUCAAUACAGAAACUUGUACUCAAACUUUACCGAAUUUGUCAAUGUCUCAUUGAAUUCUAAGAAGGGUAUAGGAUCAUGUAAUCUCACAGGUCUGUGGGACUCCACAGACUAUUCUGUUGCCAUUCGGUGUAUCAAUAAUGAGUCAACAUUUUGGAGUGGAUGGAGUGGAGAGAAAAAUGGAAGCACAGCAGAAAAGGCUCCUUCAGGAAAAGUGGAUUUGUGGAGAGUAAUUGAGUCUUCACACUCAUCUCGAAAUAGAUCUGUACAUCUUAUGUGGAAGCCAUUAAAAAGCUUUCCACCUUCUGGAAGAAUUCUAGGCUACAAAAUACGGUAUUUUCCAGAAAAAAAGACUGGACGUAAAAGGACAAGCAAAUCUAAAGAAAAGAAAAUCACCUUACUUUUAAAUGAAGAGGCACAUAUAAUAUCUGUAGCUGCCUAUAACUCUGCUGGAGAGUCUCCUGAAGCUAUUUUGAGGAUUCCAUCCAUUGAUGAAAAAUCCUAUCAGGUGAUUGAAACAGUGAUGACCUCUACAACAAAUGAAGAAGUGGUGGUGGAAUGGAUAACCUCUGAAUCAGAAACAACCAAAUAUGUGGUUGAGUGGUAUGAGGAGUUGGAGACGGACCCUUUUGGUAGAUCAUGGCAAUAUGUGUCAAAUUCUACAGAGUGGAAAAAUAACAAAAAAAACUUUAAACCAUUUAUAUGCUAUAACAUCUUGGUGUAUCCUCUUUAUGGAAGUAAUGUUGCAGCUCCAUCUUAUGCACAAAUAUAUGCUCAAGAAAAAGAGCCAUCAGAAGGACCUGUGGCUGAUACAGGCAUUCUGGGGAAAAAUGAAGUUACAAUAAAGUGGAAUGAAAUUUCAAAGGCUAAAAGAAAUGGAUUUAUCACUAACUAUACAAUAUUUUAUAAACCUGAAGAUGGAAAAGAAUUGAUUUGCAGGCUUAUAAAUCUUGUGAUGCUUGUUUCUUAUGGAUAUCUAGUCCAGAUCCAGGGCAGGAGUAUUCCUGAUGAAACAGUGAACUCUGAUGUUCUGCAAUACAAACUGAAGUCCUUACAGGCUAAUACACAAUAUACUGUUCAGAUCAUGGCAAGCAACAAAGCUGGUGGAACCAUUGGAGAACAAAAAACCUUCAAAACUUUGAAAUUUGAUAAACAAGAUUUCUUUUUUAUUGCUGUACCUGUUGGGAUAAGUGUGUUGUGUCUCAUAGGCCUUUGGAUAACGUGCGUUUUGAAAAAACAUGAGUUUAAAAAGGUUUGCUGGCCUAAUAUACCAAAUCCAGAGGAGAGCCUUGCGGUGGAAUGGCCUCGUGAUUCAUCUACGAAUAGUUCAUUUUUGAAGAGAUUGUCAUCGCAGACUAAAACUGUAGACUUUGAAGACAUAAAUGUUUUGGAAUAUUGUUUUCCUGAAGAAAGUCAGGAAGGAUCGCUACUAAUAAAUUAUAAAAACUGUGUUUCUGAAUGUACUGAUAUUAAUACAAAAGACAUAACUAACAGAGAUGAAAAGAUACUGCGUAAUGAAGAGAAUGAAGUUGCUAAAUGUUUUUCCCCAUCCAUGCCUUAUAUAAUUGCUGAGCAAUUUACCAGAAGUCAAAUUCAUCCAGCUUUGAUACCGGUGAAGGAAGUCCAACCCAUAGAAAUGGUUGCAAAUGAUUCGUCUGGAUCCCAACAGAAUCCAAUUAAAAAUGAAGAAAUUUAUGAUGAAGAAAUUUUAAAGCUGGAAGAUUUCAGUGAAAAAGCACUGUUCAAUCCAUACCUUAAAAAUUCAGUUAAAACAAGGGAAUUUCUUGUUUCUGAGAGCUUGCCAGAAUGCAGUACGGAUGAAGGCAAAAGCCAGUCAAGUGUCUUAGCUCCUUUUCAACCAAAUGUUCCAGGACAGUCCUACAUAACACUGGACAUGUUCAGGCUGGCCAAACCUCAGUAGCAUGAGAAAACUCCAUUGUAAAAUCCUCCUGUGAGAUAUCCCUUGG